UUUAAGCCAAGACACCAAAGCUGCCCAAGAGUGAAAAUAGGAAGGAGGUUCGCUUGCUUUACGCAGAGGCUGAGCCACAGGAGAAAGCAAAGCCAAUGUGAUUUAUUGAAUGAAAGCACUGGACAAUUACCAACAACUUGUUCCUCUGCUGCCUCGAACAACCUAAACUGGAACUGCUGUAUAAAAAUGACCCAACAGAUGCAGAAUUUACAUCUUUCCCAGUCAAAGAAGCACAGUGCCCCAUCGUCCCCCAAUGCUGCCAAACGCUUGUACCGGAAUCUCUCAGAGAAACUGAAAGGGAGCCACUCCUCAUUUGAUGAGGCCUAUUUUAGAACAAGAACUGAUCGGCUGGGUCUUAGGAAGACCUCGGUGAAUUUCCAGGGCAACGAAGCCAUGUUUGAAGCAGUUGAGCAGCAAGACAUUGAUGCUGUGCAGCUCCUCCUGUACCAGUACACACCAGAAGAGCUAGACCUCAACACGCCUAACAGUGAGGGACUAACGCCCCUGGAUAUUGCCAUCAUGACCAACAAUGUGCCCAUUGCUAGGAUUCUUCUGAGGACAGGAGCUAGAGAAAGUCCACACUUUGUCAGCCUGGAAAGCCGAGCGAUGCACCUCAACACACUGGUCCAGGAGGCCCAGGACAGGGUGAGUGAACUGUCUGCCCAGGUGGAGAAUGAAGGAUUCACUCUGGACAACACAGAGAAAGAGAAACAGCUAAAAGCCUGGGAGUGGAGGUAUCGGCUCUACAGGCGUAUGAAAACGGGCUUCGAACAUGCCAGAGCCCCCGAGGUGCCAGCCAAUGCCUGUCUCACAGUAACCAGCAGCACAUCACUCACUGUCAGCUUCCAAGAGCCGCUCAGUGCCAACGCAGCUGUAGUGACCAGGUAUAAAGUGGAAUGGAGUAUGUCUAAAGACUUUUCUCCCUUGGCUGGAGAAAUCAUCAUGGAUAACCUACAGACGCUGAGAUGCACAAUCACAGGACUUAAGACGGGCCAACAAUAUUUUGUUCAGGUCUCGGCUUAUAACAUGAAAGGAUGGGGACCAGCUCAGACCACGACACCGGCAUGUGCCUCUCCUUCUAACUGGAAAGACUAUGACGACAGAGAGCCCAGACACAAGGGACAGAGCGAAGUUUUGGAGAGUCUGCUGCAGCAGGUCCGAGCCCUUCAUCAGCAUCACAGUUGCCGGGAAAGUUCAAAAUUACAAACCACAGGCCGCAAGCAGUCAGUAUCGAGGAGCCUGAAACACCUUUUCCAUUCCUCCAAUAAGUUUGUGAAGACCUUGAAACGGGGACUCUACAUAGCAGUUAUAUUUUAUUAUAAAGACAACAUGUUAGUCACCAAUGAAGAUCAAAUACCAAUUGUUGAAAUAGAUGAUUCUCACACCAGUUCUAUUACACAAGAUUUUCUGUGGUUCACAAAGCUGUCUUGUAUGUGGGAAGACAUAAGGUGGCUGAGGCAAAGCGUACCUAUCUCCAUGUCUUCAUCCACAGUGCUGCAAACUCGGCAGAAGAUGCUCACUGCAACUGCCCAGCUACAGAAUUUACUUGGAACACACAACUUGGGAAGAGUUUACUAUGAGCCCAUUAAAGACCGGCAUGGAAACAUACUCAUAGUCACCAUCAGAGAGGUGGAGAUGCUUUAUUCCUUUUUUAAUGGCAAAUGGAUGCAGAUCUCAAAGCUUCAAAGCCAGAGGAAGUCUCUAUCAACACCAGAGGAACCAACAGCCUUAGACAUUUUACUGAUAACUAUCCAGGAUAUUCUCUCCUAUCACAAAAGGAGUCAUCAGCGUCUCUCUCCUGGAUUAUAUCUAGGUUACCUAAAACUAUGUAGCUCUGUGGAUCAGAUCAAAGUUCUUGUAACUCAAAAGUUACCCAACAUCCUCUGCCAUGUGAAGAUCCGUGAAAACAAUAACAUUUCCAAAGAGGAGUGGGAAUGGAUCCAAAAGCUUUCUGGCUCUGAAUCUAUGGAAAGUGUGGAUCAUACUUCUGACUGCCCCAUGCAAUUGUUCUUCUACGAGCUCCAGAUGGCAGUGAAAGCUCUCCUUAAGCAGAUCAAUAUACCUCUACACCAGGCAAGGAACUUCCGCCUCUACACACAGGAGGUGUUGGAAUUGGGUCACAAUGUGUCCUUUCUUCUCCUGCUCCCUGCUUCAGACGACGUCUGUACAGCCCCAGGACAGAAUAAUCCUUACACCCCACACUCAGGGUUUCUUAACCUCCCUCUUCAGAUGUUUGAACUUGUUCAUUUUUGCAGCUAUAGAGAGAAAUUUAUUAGUCUGUAUUGCCGCCUUUCUGCUGUUGUGGAGCUGGAUUCUCUGAAUACCCAACAGUCCCUGAGGGAAGCCAUCUCAGACAGUGAGGUUGCAGCUGCCAAACAAAGACACCAGCAAGUUUUAGAUUUCAUUCAGCAAAUAGAUGAAAGUUGGCGUGAAAUGAGAUGGAUCAUGGAUGCUCUACAGUAUGCAAGAUACAAACAACCAGUUUCUGGCUUUCCCAUCACUAAGCUGAUAUACCCCUCAGAUGAGCAGGAUCUAAAGAAGAUCAAUUCUACAUCAUCACAUAUCGACUGUCUUCCAUCACUAUCCCCAUCCCCAGAGAUGCACAGAAGAAAGGCAGUGAGUGAGUCCCAGCCCUGCUCUGAUGAAGAAGGCUGUUCGGAAGUCUUCCUCCCCACGGACAGCGACUACGACUCCAGCGACGCCCUGAGCCCCAGAGACCUGGACCUGGUCUACCUUUCCUCCCAUGACAUCGCCCAACAGGCCCUUAGCGGUCUCAGCGGCAGCGCCCCGGACGUCCUACAGGUCCACGACAUGAAGACGCCAGUGGGACUGGGACAGGACCCCCAGGGCAGGGCGCAAGGCCUUGACCCUGACCACUCGUGCGUCGAGUUCCUCCACGGCCUGUCACUCACCGGCCUCGCGCCCAAGAACCACGCCAAGAUGGCACCGGGCGCACGGCCGCCGCUGGGCUUCCUGGGAAAGCGGAAGUCAGGCAAGCACCAGCACUACGGAGGCUUCAGCCGCCACCGCCGCUGGCUGCGCAUGCACAGUGAGACGCAGUCGCUGUCGCUCUCCGAGGGCGUCUACACGCCUCACCUGUCCCAAGCCUGUGAUCCUGCCCAGGAGCGUAGGGUGGCCGAGGGGCCUGGACCUGCCCUCGACGGGCACCGGGGCCUGACCUUGGCCCACGCAGCCAGCCUGCCCGAGGAGCGCAAGGGCUGCCUCCAGGACCCGAGGCCUUCUGCCCACCGCAUCUACGUGGAGCCCUACCCUGGCGCCCUGAUACGCCAGGACGCCCAGCCGUGGUCCGGCUUGAGCCCGCCCCCUGGAGGCCGAGUCCGCCUGUCCAGCCCUGCCCAUCCUGAGAUGAGUCCCGAGGGUCCCACCUCGCCAGUGUCCGAAAUCCUCAGCAGCAUGCUUUAG
Molecule: messenger RNA, 3423 nt
Organism: Marmota flaviventris (yellow-bellied marmot)
Lineage: Eukaryota; Metazoa; Chordata; Mammalia; Rodentia; Sciuridae
Gene: Ankfn1
Product: ankyrin repeat and fibronectin type III domain containing 1
Biological process (GO): establishment of mitotic spindle orientation; regulation of establishment of bipolar cell polarity
Cellular component (GO): spindle
Molecular function (GO): protein binding
Source: RefSeq, a predicted model, not a curated record